AUGCCAUUUCCUCAUAAACUCCGUCAAGAGAAAAAAGAUAAACAGUUCACCCGUUUUGUGGAGUAUCUCAGAACACUAGAGAUCAAGAUUCUUUUUGCAGAAGCUCUUGAACAGAUACCUUCUUAUGCUAAGUUCUUGAAAGACAUCUUAAGUCAUAAGAAGAAUUGGAGAGAGACAGAAACAGUCCUCCUCACUGAAGAGUGUAGUGCAAUCAUUCAAAACAGCUUACCAGAGAAACUUAAGGAUCUUGGAAGCUUUAUGAUACCAUGCACUCUAGGUGAUGCUUGCACAAGGACAGGCCUAUGUGACCUUGGAGCAAGCAUUAACCUAAUACCUGCUUCAUUAAUAAAGAAGCUUUUCUUGACUGAUAAAGUCAAACCAACCCGCAUACGCCUUCAACUUGCUGAUGGUUCUAUUAAGAUACCAUCAGGCAUAAUUGAAGACAUGAUUGUGAGGGUUGGACCCUUUGCUUUUCCCAUUGACUUUGUGGUGUUGGAUAUGGAAGGGCAUAUGAGUGCAUCCCUUAUCCUAGGGAGACCCUUCCUAGUUACAGGACAGACACUCAUUGAUGUUGAAAAAGGGAAAGUAACCUUGAGUGUCAAUGAGAAAAAGUUUGUACUGAAUGUUGUCAAAGCUAUGCAGCAUCCAGACACCCCAAAGGAAUGCAUGAGCAUUGACCUUAUAGAUUCCCUGGUGGAAGAAGUAAACAUGGUCGCGGAGCUCAAAGAAGGGCUGAACGACAUCCUUACUGAUGCCCAGCCUGAAUUAGGGAAACCUCUUGAAACUCCUAAGGAAAAGGAGAAACCCCCAAAGUUUGAGCUCAAGCCAUUACCAUCUUUCCUGAAAUAUGCAUUUUUGGAAGAUGAAUAUACUAAUUUAAGUGCUAAUUUAAGUGCUCAAAACACACAUGAUCGCCCUUGGGUGGACCAUAAGUGA
This is a messenger RNA of Arachis duranensis, 936 nucleotides long. RefSeq lists its product as uncharacterized. The transcript has a single exon. Lineage: Eukaryota; Viridiplantae; Streptophyta; Magnoliopsida; Fabales; Fabaceae. The coding region runs from base 1 to 936 and encodes 311 amino acids. The record is from RefSeq and is a predicted model, not a curated record.